Molecule: messenger RNA, 414 nt
Organism: Rhizoctonia solani
Lineage: Eukaryota; Fungi; Basidiomycota; Agaricomycetes; Cantharellales; Ceratobasidiaceae
Product: SH3 domain-containing protein
Exons: 2
Coding region: 1-414 (137 amino acids)
Molecular function (GO): protein binding
Source: RefSeq, a predicted model, not a curated record
AUGGCCAAUGAGCUUCAGCCCGAUGUUUUGCAUCAGCACGCGUACGAUGCCAUGCUCCAGUCGGACGCCUACCCGCAGCUCACCACAAGUUCGCAACUGACCCGCGACCCAUAUACCACCCACAUCAUGGAGGAAUUACUAACAGAUGUCCCGACGUUAUUCUGGGUCCAAGCAAUCUACGACUACACGCCCCAUGACGAUAACGGAAUAGCGUUCGUGCGGGGCGAUUUGAUAGAAGUUCUUAAUACCUUACCGAGUGGAUGGUGGGAUGGACUUAUACGGGGCGAAAGGGGAUGGUUUCCGAGUAACCAUGUGGUCAUAGUUGAUUAUCGGGAAGUAAUACUGGUUCCGCUUCGAUUCAGAGGACAAGGAGACUCUGAUAGCGAAGGAGAAACGGACUCUGAUGGCGAAUAG